Molecule: messenger RNA, 8872 nt
Organism: Cheilinus undulatus (humphead wrasse)
Lineage: Eukaryota; Metazoa; Chordata; Actinopteri; Labriformes; Labridae
Gene: scrib
Product: scribble planar cell polarity protein
Exons: 47
Coding region: 913-7029 (2038 amino acids)
Biological process (GO): neurotransmitter receptor transport postsynaptic membrane to endosome; neurotransmitter receptor transport, endosome to postsynaptic membrane
Cellular component (GO): adherens junction; postsynaptic density; postsynaptic membrane
Molecular function (GO): protein binding
Source: RefSeq, a predicted model, not a curated record
CCGGCCUGCCUCGGCUCCACAAGGGGAGGGAUGCGCGGCAGUUGCUGAAGCUCCAGCUCCCGUUGCUGGCGUUUUAACUACGUCGCAGUGAAACAGCAGUCCCCAAGCAGCUUUUCGACUUCUGUUGGGAUGCUGUCACGACACAAAGUUGGAGGAAGGUGUUUCCGUUGGUUUUGUAACUCUGGCGCGAGCUAACGGCAGCUAGCACAAAGGCGUUCGGUCAGCAACUAGCCGAUGGUAAGCUAACGGUUACUAGCUUGCUAACAACACAGCCGGUGAGGACGAGCUCAUCCUCCGCAGCCAUACCUGGGUUAAUCUCUGCUGACUCGCUUCGUGAGUAACGUUAGCGUCUGUGUGGUUUUAAUUGAACGCUAUCGUAUGUCACGUAGUUGUUUUGACAGUCGCCACUCAUGACGGUGAUAGUUAGAGCAAGGUUUCUGCAUAGCCGGGUCGUUGGCUGUACAUCUUUGAGCUAGCCAUGAUAGAGCUCUAAGGUCUCAUACAAGGAUGUCGGCGGGGGUGAAACGAGCUAACUUAACUCCAUCUCCGUGAAGUCAGGCAGAGUAAAAAGUGAGGUAACUCAGAAGCUAAGUUGAAGACCUCCGUUUUGUGUAUGUUAAUUGUAAUUCCGGGUUGGAUGACGCGAUCACGGAGCUGACAAUCCUCCAGCACGACUGAACAGAAACUGGGAAUAUCGUUGACAGAUCGAAGGGAUUAUUUUUGUGUCUCUAAGUGGAUUUCGGCCUCCUGUUCAGGAUCGUCGUGGGAACACAGUAAGUGAUUUGACAUUGAGCGAGCCCACUCUCUCAAAAAUUACCCUCUCGCAUCCACCCCCCCCCCCCCCCCCCGCUUCACCCUCCGAUGCGGAGAUUGCAGUAGCACCGGCAACCAAAUCCCCCACGGCGGCCGGACAUGCUGAAGUGUAUUCCCCUGUGGCGCUGCAACCGCCACGUCGAGUCGGUGGACAAGCGGCAUUGCAGCUUGCAGACGGUCCCCGAUGAGGUGUUCCGCUACAGUCGUAGCCUGGAGGAGCUUCUCCUUGAUGCCAACCAACUCAAAGAGCUACCAAAGCCUUUCUUCAGACUACUGAACCUCCGGAAGCUCGGCCUGAGUGACAAUGAGAUCCAGAGACUCCCUCCUGAGGUGGCCAACUUCAUGCAGCUGGUGGAGCUAGACAUCUCCAGAAAUGACAUUCCUGAGAUCCCCGAGAGCAUCAAGUUCUGCAGGGCCUUGGAGAUUGCAGACUUCAGUGGAAACCCUCUGUCCAGAUUGCCAGAUGGUUUCACUCAGCUCAGAGCGCUGGCUCACUUGGCACUCAACAACGUGUCCUUACAGACGUUGCCCAACGACAUUGGAAACCUGGCCAACCUGGUGACGUUGGAGCUCAGGGAGAACCUGCUGAAGUCUCUGCCCACGUCGCUUUCUUUCCUAGUGAAACUGGAACAGCUGGACCUUGGCAGUAAUGAACUGGAACUUUUGCCUGACACUCUUGGUGCUCUCCCCAACCUGCGGGAGCUAUGGCUGGACCGUAACCAGCUGACCUCAUUACCACCAGAGCUUGGAAACCUCCGGAGACUAGUGUGUCUGGAUGUGUCGGAGAAUCAUCUAGACGAGCUCCCAUCAGAGCUGAACGGUCUCCUGGCUCUUACUGACCUGCUGCUCACACAAAAUCAGCUGGAUGUCAUCCCAGACAGUAUAGGCUGCCUGAAACAGCUUUCAAUCCUGAAGGUGGACCAGAACAGACUGACCCAUCUCACUGACUCCAUAGGAGAGUGCGAAAACCUCACAGAACUCGUUCUGACAGAGAACCUUUUACAGUCACUUCCUCGCUCGCUGGGCAAGCUGAAGAAGCUGACCAACCUGAAUGUAGACCGCAACCGCUUAGGCAGUGUGCCCAAAGAGCUGGGCGGCUGUGCCAGCCUCAAUGUCCUCUCACUCAGAGACAACCGGCUGGGCAAACUGCCUGCUGAACUCGCAGAUGCCACUGAUCUUCAUGUGCUGGAUGUGGCUGGAAACAGAUUACAAAACCUGCCUUUUGCCCUGACAAACCUCAACCUGAAGGCCAUGUGGCUCGCAGAAAACCAGUCACAGCCGAUGCUCAAGUUCCAGACGGAGGAUGAUGAGCGCACAGGAGAGAAGGUGCUGACGUGCUACUUACUGCCCCAGCAGCCCUCUCCAAGCCUUGAGAACUUGCUGCAGAACAGUGUGGAUGACAGCUGGACAGACAGCAACCUGAACCGAGUGUCAGUCAUUCAGUUCCAGGAGGAGAUCAAGCCGGAGGAGGAUGACGACGAGGCUGCUGCUGAGCGCAGAGGUCUUCAGCGAAGAGCCACGCCACAUCCCAGUGAGCUUAAGGUGAUGAAGAAAGUGAUUGAGGAGAGGAGGAAUGAAGCUUACACAUCAAGACCAGAUGGAGAAGAUUUCCAUGAUCCACAUGAGAAGAGACUCAGUGAUCUGUCCAAUCAGAGCCAUGACUCCCAGGUGUCUAACAGCACACUGUCAGCCACUUCCCAUGAGGAAAGACAAAAUGUGACUUUGCAGAAGGAGGACCUAGUGGAUGGCCACUCCCCUCAGGAAGAGGAAGAGCUGGAUGAGAUGGAGGUGGAGUACAUCGAGCCCACUGUGCACUUUGCAGAAGAGCCCAUCAUCAGAGGAGGGGAAGAGGACGAGGAAGAGGAUGGGGAAGAAGGUGAGAGGAGUGAUGAGGAGGACGAGAGGCCUGUUGUUCCUGCUGAAAAGCAGCGUCUGAUCAGAAAAGACACACCACACUACAAAAAGCACUUCAAAAUCACCAAGCUGCCCAAGCCUGAGGCUGUGGCUGCACUGCUGCAGGGCUUCAGCCCCGAAGGCCUCAACUCUUCAACCCAGACUGCAGAGGACGGGCAGGAUGAGGAGGACGACCAGGACAUGUGCACGCCGCAGCACCAUCGCAGGUUGGAGGAGGUUGAGGAGAGCCGGCACCCGAGUAACUCCAGUCAAGUAAAGGGGGUGUCAUUUGAUCAAGUCAAUAAUCUGCUGAUUGAACCUGCUCGAAUUGAGGAGGAAGAGCAUCACCUGACUAUCCAGAGACAAACAGGUGGCCUUGGUAUCAGCAUCGCCGGAGGGAAGGGAUCAACACCUUAUAAAGGAGAUGAUGAGGGAAUCUUCAUCUCCAGAGUAUCUGAGGAGGGUCCUGCUGCCAGAGCAGGGGUCAAAGUGGGAGACAAACUUUUAGAGGUGAAUGGAGUUGACCUUCAUGAAGCAGAACACCACACAGCAGUGGAAGCCCUCCGUAGCUCCGGUGCAACAGUUUCCAUGACGGUGCUUCGGGAGCGAAUGGUGGAGCCAGAGAAUGCCAUCACCACCACGCCACUGAGGCCAGAGGAUGACUACUUUCCCCGGGAGAGGCGGAGCAGCGGCCUUGCAUUCAACUUAGAGGCGACACCAAGCGGGCCUCAUCAGCGGCUCUCCACCUGCCUGAUCAGAAAUGACAAAGGGCUUGGGUUCAGCAUUGCAGGGGGUAAAGGCUCUACGCCGUACCGCACGGGAGACACGGGAAUCUACAUCUCUCGCAUUGCAGACGGUGGAGCAGCACAUAGAGACAGCACACUGCGUGUAGGCGACAGAGUUAUCUCUAUCAAUGGUGUAGACAUGACAGAGGCCAGGCAUGACCAGGCAGUAGCGCUCCUUACCGGCACCUCCCCCACCAUCGCCCUCGUGGUAGAGCGAGACCCGAAAGCUCCAGGGGGCUCUCCAGGUCAAUCCCGGGCACGUGCCCACUCCCCUCCACCCCCAGAGCCCUCAGACUCACCCGACCAGGACGAGGAAGGCCUCUCCCUUCACGGAAACCACCUGGGCCAAAUGGAAGACGAGUAUCCCAUCGAGGAAGUGACCCUGGUGAAGUCAGGUGGCCCUCUAGGUCUGAGCAUUGUGGGUGGCAGCGAUCAUGCCAGUCAUCCAUUUGGUAUCAAUGAGCCUGGAGUGUUUAUAUCAAAGGUGAUUCCUCAUGGUCUUGCCUGGCAAAGUGGCCUGCGAGUGGGGGACAGAAUACUAGAGGUAAACGCCAUCGACCUGCGUCACGCCACACACCAGGAAGCCGUGCGAGCCCUGCUGGCUAACAAACAGGAGAUCAGGAUGUUGGUACGGAGGGAUCCUUCACCGCCUGGGAUGCAGGAAAUUGUGAUCCAAAAGCAACCAGGGGAGAAGCUCGGCAUCAGCAUACGUGGAGGAGCAAAGGGUCAUGCAGGAAACCCUUUUGAUCCAACAGAUGAAGGCAUCUUCAUCUCAAAGGUGAGUUCUACCGGAGCAGCAGCAAGAGACAGCAGACUGCAGGUGGGCAUGCGUAUCUUGGAGGUGAACAACCACAGCCUGCUGGGGAUGACGCACACGGAGGCGGUGCGAGUACUCAGAGCUGUAGGAGACUCUCUGAGCAUGUUGGUGUGUGACGGCUUCGACCCACGGAAAGUGGCUGCUGUUGAGGCGUCUCCUGGCAUCAUAGCCAACCCAUUUGCGACAGGCAUCGUCCGUAAGAACAGUAUGGAGAGCAUCUCUUCAAUCGACCGAGACCUGAGCCCAGAGGAGAUAGAUAUCAUGCAGAAGGAGUCUGAAAUGGUGAGGGAAACAUCACAGUGGGAGCGAGAAGAGAUGGAGAAAGUGGAGCGUAUGCGUUUGGAGCGCGAGGAGGCAACUCGCCUGCUAGAAGAGGAGACUGAGAACAUUGGCACUGGACCUCUAAAACUUGACUACAAAACCCUGGCUGCACUGCCCACAACCAGUCUGCAGAAAGUCAACAGGUUUUCUACCUCUAAAAGUCUGACUGCUCCCAUGGAGGCCUCCCUUCAGGCUCAGUAUGGAGCCCCUAUAGAGCCUUUGGGCUUUGGUUUAGUCCAUACAACAAAACCUCUCAGCCACAUGGACCCCGAGUCCUCCCCCAGUCUGGGCAUACAUCAUGAUUUCCAUCAGUUCUCCUCCAAUGGGACCACCGCCUCUGACAGUGUCGGCUCAUCAACAACCAUCAGCUCAUCAGCAUGUGUAGAUGAAGAGGAAGAGGAAUGUCUGGUGGACUCUCAGCCGAUCUGCUUCAAAGAAAACCCGUUUUUAGUGGCUAAUCGGAAAGGAAAAGGCCGUCCACCUGCAGAGCAGAUCCUGUCAGGGCCUCCUGUGGGCUACGGGAGGAACGGCCAACUGCAGCCAUGGUUGUUCAACAAGGCACCAUCCUCUGAUUAUGCUCGGACAGACAGCCCAAUCAGGGAAGCACCCUACUCACCCACAAUUCAACCGCCCAGCCUCCGCUCUUCCAACAGCUCCCCGUAUGCAGGCAGGGAAACACGCUUCGCAAACAUUCAUUUCACCUCCACUCCCACUGCCAGGGAUGAAACGCCAUCAUCAACGCGACCAGGUGCCAUCCAGCCAGUCGGGCGUGUGCGGCCGAGUACCUCCCCCGCCACUCCGGACGGCCACAGUCCAAACCCUUUCCAGCAUGGCCCCUCCCCCUUCAACUCCCAGACCUCUCCUCGCGCCCCCUCCCCCACCUCGCCCGACGAGUUCCCCAUGAAUGUCAAGCAGGCAUACAAGGCGUUUGCCGCCGUGCCUCGCUCACUGGCAGUGCUGGAGCCGCCGCAGGACCUGUAUGGUGUGAGGAACAAUUUCCACGUCAAGCAACCUUCUCCAGAGCCUGAGUUGAACAACGAGGUGUUUGACGAUGACGUAGAUGGUCAGGAGGGCGCUGGUAAAACUCUGGCCAACAGGCCCUCUCCUCGCCAGGAGUAUAUGAGCCUGGCAGCAGUGCCUCGCUUCUUCAGGCCCAGCAUGGAACUGAAGAGUCCAUCUCCUGUUGAUAAGGACAGCCCAGAGCAGCGUUCUUUCAGGGACAGACAGAAGUAUUUUGAGAUUGAUGUGAAGCAGCAGACGCCAGACAAACCCAAACCUCGAGUGUCUCUUGUUGGAGAAGAUGACCUCAAGAAAAUGAGGGAAGAAGAAGAGAGGAAGUUUGAGCAGCGGGCGAGGGAGUACCUGCUGGAUGAAGAUGAUGAGGAUGAAGAGGAGGACCUGGCUAAGCAGGUGGCACAGAUGAAGGCGACUGGUAAAGUGCUGCUGGAUGGAGUGGAGUACAAGGUGGAGCCAGUUUCCACACCAUCACAGCACUGCUCAACGCCACCAAGCUACUGUGGCAGCUCAGGGCCUUCAUCUGUUGAUGGGAAGGGAGAUUCUCAGAGGAAUUCACUGGAGGACAGUUUCAGGCUGGAGCAGAGGCCAAACUCGAUGACGGGUCUGAUCCCAGUGUACCCCGGGGAGUCAGCGGCUCCCAUCCGCACAGCCAAAGCCGAGCGUAGACAUCAAGAGAGGCUCCGGAUGCAGAGCCCAGAGCUGGCUGUGGCUCUGGACAAGGACCUGUCUCCUGCUGAGAAACGAGCUCUAGAGGCCGAGAAGAGAGCCAUGUGGAGGGCAGCACGGCCUUACGGCCUUGAGGAGGAUGUUAGGCAGUAUGAGCAGGACCUGGCUAAGAGGCUGUACCAGGCCAGAGUGAGGGCGUCUCAGGGCACGGCCGAGCCCCCCCAGCCCCCUACCUCCUCCUCCACUUCCUCCUCUGCUGCCUCCCAGCUCAGGAUGAAGUCUCUGGAGCAGGAUGCACUGAAAGCUCAGAUGGUCAUCGCCAAAUCUAGGGACGGGAAAAAACGUGGCACAUUAGACCAGCUGGCAGAGUCACCCUCACCCGCUCCAACACCCUCGCCUACACCUAUGGAAGAGCCCAGUCCUCGAGGACUCACCUCUCCAGGCAGGCUGUCCCUGUCAUCAAAGAAGUUUGACUACCGACAGUUUGCUGCCAUUCCUUCUUCCAAACCCGUAUACGACAUCCAGUCCCCUGAUGCAGCUGAUGACAUGCAGUUCAUUGACGACGGCUCCAGCAAGCCAGGGCCUGCUGCUAGCCUUGAGGCUGAGGUUCCUGCCCCACUGCCCGCCACCUCAGCCCUGGAGGAGAUGGCUCUGUACAGCAACAAGCGCAAACUGAGGCAGGGCCGCCGCAGCCUGGAAACCGCAGUGCCCACGUAACACCUCACACUGAGAGAAAACUCCAAAAGACAUAAUCCAAACACACAAACAUUUACACAGACGCUGUGGAACACUGGUAACACAUCGGAUCAUCCACAGACGGAGCAGAGCCACAAAAAUACUACACGGAGUGUCAGUAGAAGAGAUGUACUCUCCUAUAUAACCACUGCAGAGACUAUGAAGCUGAUAGUCACAUACACACUCACUUAUAUCCUGCGUGCCAGUCUUGCCUCUACAGUCUGUGGAUGAGCAGGAUCAUUGCUCAGCAGUCCCCGAAGGGCAAGAAAGAGCUAGUGUGGUUAGCUAGGAUUGCUACUUUAUGACCAUUCUUCUUUUUAUUUGUUCUACACUCGGUUUUUCCAUGUAGAAGCUGAUGUAUUUUUUAACAGGAGGUGACAGAAGAGUUUAGUUUCUAUUUUCCACACCUCCAAUGAUUUUGCUGUUUUUAAAAAAAGUCAUACUGGAAGAGAAAAGAAAUGGGUCAUAGUUAUACUAACUUCUUGGAUGAUAUUUUUAGAAUUUCAGUGAAUAGAUUGUAAAAUGUCAGGGCUCUCUUUAGACUUGGGCAGAUAUGAGUGUAAAUAUUAAUUUAGGAAGGAACAUCCUGCUACCUUCAUGGUCACAAAUCAUGGAGAGCUUGUUUGAGAAAACUAAACAUAUCUUUUAUUUGCACUGCCACAUCAAGUUUUUAAAACAUCUGAAGUAAUUUAUUGUUUUUAAUCAUGUUACUCAAACUGAAGGCCUUUGUAACCCACCAAAAAGUAAUGCGAGUUACCAUAAAGACAUUAUCAGAAAAGAAAAUCAGAAAACAGAACUUUUGGAUUUCAUAUCACUUUAUAAAUCGUUUUUGCUUAAUAUACACUACUCUUGCAUCCCUAAUAAACACUGUAUAUCUACAGUGAGAACAGCUGUAAACUGCUGGUGCAUUCCCUUUGUAGAGAGAAUACAACUGCAUAUCAAAUGAAAUAAUCAAAUUUUGCAACAUAUCCUUCAAGCAUCGUUUAAUAACCAACGGUACAAACCAGUCCUGUUAAGUUUUUUUCAUUUUAUCAAUGUGAAAGUGUCAUCUCUAUACUUUCCAUAUCUGGAGGUAAUCCAGAGUGGCGUGAAGGUAGCAGGUGUUUUAUUUUUCUGUCUAUGGUUAAUUUAAAUCUGAUGCCACUGAAAAAAAUCAUUUAUUAUUGUGUGAAUAAUGUACAAAUACUGAAAGGAAAACAAACCUGGGUUUGAAUCUGAGCCAGUCUUGACCUAAUCCAAGCGAGUGUCUGAACUGCUGGGGCGUCUGGGUUUGGACGGGCUUUGUAUCAGAUGCUCUCUGCAUGUAUAUUGGUUUGUUAAUGGGAGAGCUGAGAGGCAGAACUUACUAGAAAUCCCUCUCAUAACAUUGAUCUUAUUCAUACAUUCAGUUCACUGCUUAACACACUGUCAGUUUAUGUAUCUGAUGGGUAUUUUUUUUCAGAAUCACAGCUUAGUAGCAUUUCUUUUAAUUUAAUGUAGGGUCUUCUAAUGAUAGCUUUCUGUGUUGCUCUCACUGACUGAAAUUCAGUUUGUUUGAUAACAUUUGCAAUGGCUGAUAUCUUUUUUUAACUUACAGUGGGUAAUCUUUUUUCAGAUGGGUUUCACUACAUUAUUAAUGCAGUGUUUCAAGUUUUUGUGUUUCUUCUUUUGUCUUGAGUUCUCUUUGGGGGCUUUUCCUUGCAAAUAGGUCAGAGGGAAAGGGUCAGAAGUCCCAGGGUCAAGGGUUAGAGCUCACACAAGACUGUAACUAGUGAAUUUGUACAACCAAAGAAGUCUAUUUUGUGGUUCAGGAAUAAUAAAUUUUACUUUUCAUUUAAGAAGCUGA